AUGGCUGACGAGAGUGAACAAGCAAAUACAACAACACCAACCUCAGUCGAAGAACCACUUGAUCUUGUUCGAUUGAGUCUCGAUGAAAGAGUUUGUGUAAAGAUGCGCAAUGAACGAGAAUUACGUGGUCGACUCCACGCAUUUGAUCAACACUUAAAUAUGGUCUUAGGGGAAGUCGAAGAAACCAUCACGACAAUUGAGAUUGACGAAGAAACAUUCGAGCAAAUUUAUCGACCAACAAAACGACAAAUUCCGAUGUUAUUCGUACGCGGUGACGGUGUUAUUUUAAUUUCGCCACUGGCUAAACAAUCAUAA
This is a messenger RNA of Adineta ricciae, 315 nucleotides long. Lineage: Eukaryota; Metazoa; Rotifera; Eurotatoria; Adinetida; Adinetidae. The record is from the annotation of a GenBank genome assembly.